AGUCUUGGUUCGCACUGUAGGACAUAUAAGUACUCUUCAUCUGCUCAGCUUACACUACUGGUGACCGGGACUUAGAUCUUGGGGUCACCGAAGAGAUGGAGUUGAUGGAACUUGUUGACAAUGAGCCGACGGCUCGACCUUUUCAGUGCGACUGGCCAUCGUGCAAUAAGAGCUUUAACCGCAAAUCAGACCUCCAAAGACAUUAUAGAAUUCAUACGAACGAAAGACCAUAUUCAUGCGUAACACCUGGGUGUGGAAAAAGUUUUAUCCAAAGAAGCGCCCUCACGGUCCAUAUAAGGACGCAUACAGGAGAAAAACCUCAUCAAUGCCAACAUAUUGGUUGCGGCAAACGCUUUUCAGAUUCAUCUAGUUUAGCUCGGCAUCGACGAAUUCAUACUGGCAAGCGACCAUAUAAAUGCGCCCAUGAUGGGUGUCUCAAAAGUUUUUGCCGAAAGACAACAAUGGUUAAACACCAGAGACGAUCCCAUCAGAGAGGUAUUCAUUCUUCCGAAGUCGACGAUUUUUCUUCCGAGUCCGACGGUGGCGAAUCUCCGUCAACACCCAAACAACCAGGUUUGCCGUGGUCAACCAACCAUUUAGGCGGCGGCCACCCAGGCCUACAAGGUCAUACCAUCCAGAGGGCAGCGUCGUUCGCGGAUUUUGGCCAACAUAUAAACGAAUAUAACGUCCAACAACAACAAUAUCAUAGACAUAGCGUGUCUGCGGGAGGUUCUCACGAAUACCAUGGCGAGGUGGUCCAGCAACCGCAGCAUCCCGGCGUUCAUAUGUUGCAUCGAACAGCUAGCAUGCCUCAGCAUACGUAUUAUGUGACGGAACAAAAUAACCCUGGAGUUGCAACCAUGAACACAAAUCCGAUGCAGUCGUACCAGAUGCCUAGACAGCAGCCCGACAGACUCCCGUUAGAAAUACCAUAUACCGGAGCUGGAAUGACUAGCUCUAUACAGAGCAGCCCAACCACCUACUCGGCUGCUGUAGGGCGAAGUCCAUCUGCGCAGGAUGGGUUUUACACGCAUCAGCCUCCACAAACGGCGGCGUAUAGCAUGAGCGCAGCAUCGCCCGUGGUGGAGCAGCCUAUGGUCCAGUAUGCUCAACAGAUGCAUCAUUCUGUCCAUCCUCCUCAGUCGGUACAGGCUCAGGUGCCUCCACCGCAACAGGUUCACCAGACACAAGAACAGUACCAACCACCACAAGCCCAACCGGACGAGCCCCAUUGGUAUAAUGCGGUACCCUUUCAAGCUCCGGUUGAGGUAACCACUAUCGGUGCGCUACCGUCCUUCGGAUCUGGUGUCUAUGGUGACCCUUGGAAUAUCAAGCCAGAUUUCGAUGAUCCGACGAUGCAGAUGCCCAGCGCUAGGAUCGAUAAUAUGUAA
Annulohypoxylon maeteangense is the source of this 1391-nucleotide messenger RNA. RefSeq lists its product as uncharacterized. Gene Ontology annotation, biological process: regulation of transcription by RNA polymerase II. The record is from RefSeq and is a predicted model, not a curated record. Lineage: Eukaryota; Fungi; Ascomycota; Sordariomycetes; Xylariales; Hypoxylaceae. The transcript is spliced from 4 exons. Gene Ontology annotation, cellular component: transcription regulator complex; PcG protein complex. Gene Ontology annotation, molecular function: RNA polymerase II cis-regulatory region sequence-specific DNA binding; DNA-binding transcription factor activity, RNA polymerase II-specific. The coding region runs from base 96 to 1391 and encodes 431 amino acids.